AUGAAUAAUUUGGAGGGAGACACUGAUGGUCUAGGAGAUCUCCCUGGGCCUGGUCAGUUAGAGCCAAUAAGGAUGGGAAAAAAGUACGUUGCGUCGAGCAGAAAACCCGUAGGCGAGCUCAGUAAGCGAACGAGAACGAUCUGCUUCCUCGGAUCGCUGUUAGCUCUGUUUCUGAUCCUUAUCGAAAUUAUCUUCAUGCUUUUUUCCCUAGGCAUGGGAAAACCAUGUCAUAUGGUUUCGUCGCUAAUCGUUUCAGUCUCACUACUCGCCAUCUGUAUCAUAAUUGUUGAGUGGAUCAAAAGCUGGCUAUUCCGCGAAUCAUCCCCCAUGUGGUUGGUGCCUCAGAAGAAGUCUACUAUCGCUGAGACAAACGCUCAUUUGGUGAUGUUGGCUAGCGCAUUACAAGCACCAGUGACAUCCGGACCACUGUCGCCCAUCAAUCAGGAAGCUGUAACUAAUAAACCGGGUGAAUUUGACCGUCCGAAACUUGAAAUGCAUGAUGUUUUAAAAUCAGAGCCGGAGGACAUGUAUGAAGGUGGUGGAGGUUUCAGAGGCAGAAUAGCAGACUAUCGAAAUUUUGAUGUGGCCACGUGUAUAGCAUCGAUGUUUCUGCUUAUUUUAUAUAUCGUUACAAGUCUUCUUCUACUCCGAGGGCUAGUGAUAACUAUCCCGAAGACGAGUACCAAGUCCAAUUCUAUUUCAAAUAGAGGUGAAAGAUCGUUGAAAUGUCCAGAAGAAUACUAUAGUCGGGGUUUUAAUUUUGUCGUGUUUAAUCUCGCCAUGAUUGGACUUCGCGCUGUUGUCUUUCUCACUAGUAAAACAUGCAAAGGCCUCUUCAUUAUCUUCUGUCGUCGAAAUAAAUCCAACAAGGAAGUUCCCAUGGUGACAAAUAAUGCCUUGAAUGGUUUCCUUCCCCACCUCAGGAAACACGAUGAAGGCUUUGACGACCCAUACUCUGAGGAGUAA
Molecule: messenger RNA, 966 nt
Organism: Dibothriocephalus latus
Lineage: Eukaryota; Metazoa; Platyhelminthes; Cestoda; Diphyllobothriidea; Diphyllobothriidae
Source: the annotation of a GenBank genome assembly